Molecule: messenger RNA, 2659 nt
Organism: Pomacea canaliculata
Lineage: Eukaryota; Metazoa; Mollusca; Gastropoda; Architaenioglossa; Ampullariidae
Exons: 2
Coding region: 636-2054 (472 amino acids)
Source: RefSeq, a predicted model, not a curated record
ACACCGAGUCUGGUGGUAGGAGGAGCAGCCAACGCUUUUCAUUGGUCAGAGUUGACCAACCAACUGUGACGUCAGCAGUAACAGGCGGAGGCACGUGGCGCGUGAGGUCAUCCCUUUCCCCUCCCCCACCCCACUGACAGGCGCUGGCCGGCCUGACGUGCAACACGGGAGCGAGCCCAGGACUCAGCCCGCUGUGGUGCGCCGUGUGCUGACUGCGAGCCCAGUGCAGCCAGCAGCGCCCCCACUACCAGGGGGUAUAAAGGACUGAACCUGCUACACGUGCUGCUGCACGAGAGGGACACUGACCACUGAGCACUUCACUGCCAUGUGUUGAGGUGGUGCAGGUAGUCUUCAGCCCACAAGCGCCAGGACAAUACAGACUUGGACAGGAAAUGUUUGAAAAGCGGGAGUGAAUGAAACCUUGAUCCUUUCCCCCAUCUGAGAACUGAGAAAAGCCCCCCAGCGACCUCAGCAUCCAAUCAGAAGUCAGCAAACUGUGACCGAGCUGACACCACAAACCCUCGCAAAGUCUGGGUGCAAGUGAAGUCAGAGCCCAGCAGACUGGGAGCACAGCCCCUAGCACCCUGUGGGUACAACACACAUCACAACCUUCACACAGCCGGCCAGCUGACCUCAUGUCCACAAUGACCUCUCCAUCCCCACUGCGCAUGCGCUGGAUCGUUGGUGCCCUUGUGGUCUGCCUCCUCCUCCACGCCGUGCGAGUGUCAGCUGAGGACAGGAGGUCGUCGCCCGACGACAUCAGCCACUUCAUGAAUGAUUCCUUUAAGGACCGUAGAGGUCUGGCUGAUGAUGGGGACAAGGCUAGUGACCAGGAAGUAGACAUGAACAUCAACACUGUACACAGUCCAAGUAUUCACACAGAUAUGAACGCUGUCUACCCUUCAAAUACUCACAGACACCAUUCUGUAGAAAACCUUCGGGAUGCUUCGGAAGGCUUAGAGCUCAUGGACGGGACACCUGGGGUACAUGGGAAUGAAGCUGACCCCGACUUCUGGAGAUGGGGUUGGUCAGCCAAAGAACUUCCCUUGGCGCCCAAGACUUGGACACAGCAGCCAUCUGCACCCUCCAGGCCGAGAGAGAAAUGGCCAGGCUUCACUUCCUGGACUGGCCAAGUAUCCGGACAUCCAACCCACUCAGAAAAACGACAAGCCUUCAGUGCCUGGGCUGGAAAAAGAUCUCCACAUUUCCACAACCGCGCUGAAGCUGCUAUACGGCGGCGCACCAGCGAUGACGGUGACGAUGGUGAUGUCGAUGAUAACCGAGGAAAAAGACCGGCAUUCAGUGCCUGGGGCGGCAAGAGGUCUGAGGAUGAUGUGGUCGCCACAACUAGACCUGCCCUCGGCAUCUGUCACGAUGGUCAGCUUGAGAAAAGACUAGCUCUCGGAGCCUGGUCCCCAAAGGGUGUCCUCCUCCCUUCAGAAGCAGGCAGGGCUCGUGUUGGGGUCGUCAAGCGAAGCGUGAUGGCCUCGAAGGACAAGCACAAGCCAGCACGUGCACAAGGUCACAAGCGUCGCUUCAGCGCGUGGGGUGGCAAGCGCUCGGACUCCUGGAGCAGGGUGGGCCCACGUGACAUGCUUCAAAUAGCUCUGGAUGUUGACAAUGGCGGUGUUGGUGAUGCUGGUUAUGAAGGAGAUGAUGAAAGUCAACGUGUCGCUGAAGACCACCAGCAGUCGAGCUUUGAUGAAGAUGCUUUAAGCCUGAAGGAGAAGCGGCAAGCGUUCAACGCGUGGGGCGGGAAGAGGUCUUGGCGACAGUUGUGGGGACAGGGACGGCCGGCGGGCGCAUCAGACGAAGGACAUUCCUGGGACGCACAGGGGAAUUCUCAAGAAUCGACAUCUUUCCUGAGACGACCGCAGCUGGACAAAGAGUUUGAGGAGACAUCAGCUGUGGCAAUGCACACCCGAGCGCUGCGUGCUGCCUUCAGUGCCUGGGCGGGCAAAAGGUCUUCACUGCUGGAUGUGGAUCACGAGGACACGGGACGGCACGUGCUCAGCGCCAAACGACAAGGAUUCAGCGCCUGGGGAGGCAAGUAGUCGGGUGGCACUGCCAGAUGCUGACGUGCAGCGCCCUCUCCAGUGCUUCAGGCAGGAGGAGGGAUUACUUCAGCAAUGAAAUGUUGUUAAAUCAUCGUGAUGACCGCUCGUAGGCAACUAACUUCACUCGCUUCAUGGACAGAAUAAUGAUGUCGACUGUGAUCCACAGUUUAAAAAAACGUGUUUACAAACUGCGUUAUUUAAAGAUGUGGCACGAGAUUUCAGGAAUCUGUUGAGGAAAUAAAAUUGUAAAAAAGACACUAGUGACUAGUGACAAAAUUGUCGAUAGACACAAGACAAUUAUGGGAUGGCCGCGAUAUUAUAGUUUCAGCUGGUCCUGGAGCAGGUGUCCUCCCCUUCCACAGAUCAGCAUCCCACUGGAAAGAAAAACACAUAAUAAUCACAAUAUUUCGACCUUUUGCUUUAUUAGCAUUGGAAAUAUUGGUAAACAAGAUGAUUAGGUACCUGGCAUUAAAACAAGCUGCCAUGGCGAGAUGCUAAUGUAAACACUUUGACAGUUUAUUGCAGUCAAGAUCUUCAAGCUGUAAUAACAUGGAAGCUUCAGCUAUACAAUGGAUGACAUCUCAAAAAUUAAACGAAUUAUU